ACCGGCGCGCGCUCUCCGCGCGAGACUUUUGACACAGUCCCCAGCACGCGCAUUGCGUCCAGAUCGCGGACGGUGCUGGAGGCAUCCACUUCUGAUCCUGUAAUAACUCGGAUUAUACUACAAGGAAUAUGAAUACGUUACGAACUGCGACCUUUCUCGUCCAUUGCCUCGUGUUACUCAAGGUGUGCAGUGGCGCCUCUGUGGACAGGUAUGAGAGUGCCAAACCCAGAACAACAAUGGUCAACCUUUUUCACACCCUAGAGAAAGCGAACACAACCGGACACCACCUGGACAGAGGGACAAAUGUGGAUGAAGAUUAUGAUGAAGAUUACGAUCUGUCUGUGGAUUAUGACUCCAACGAGCCAAGAGUUGCGUUUUCCACCAAACCCAAACAUCCGUCGGCCGUUCCCACUACGGAGAAGAAGACAAAAAAGGGAAAAAGGAAGGGCAAAGGAAAAGGCAGGGGAAGAAAGGAGAACCCCUGCCUGAAGGAAUACAAAGAUUUCUGCAUUCACGGAGUGUGUCAGCAUCUGAAGGAGUUGAACACUCAUUCUUGUGUAUGUAAUGCAGGAUACUCGGGAGAGAGAUGCCAUAUAUUCACGCUGCCAGUUAGUAAAGAGAAACAGCGUUACAGCCGGACCACAGCUCUAGCGGUUAUAGCGGUGGUCCUGUCCCUCAUGUGUCUCGCAGUCAUCGCUAUUCUGCUGGCGCUAAGGUACCACAAAAAAGACGACGCUGAUGUAGAAAGUGAAGAAAAGGUCAAACUUGAGGCAACGUCGGUGCAGAAGUGAUGAGGGAAGAAAGGACGAAGAAACCCAAAAGGGCAUGCGACCCAUGGAUGGAUGGCGUUGAGGACUGAGGAGUAAGCAGGGACGCAGUUUCUAGAUCAUCGCUUUACAAAAAUCCUUGCCCCUGUUUAAAUCGAUCCCAUGGCCCUGACGUCCUGCAGUCGUGGCGGCCGUCUACACUGCCGUGAAGGAUGUUUUGAACGCAGUACAAUGUCCUUACGAACCUAUUCUCCCGGUGGAGAACGUGCAUACAGAGAGGACUGAACCGGAUGAAUGUAUAGCGACUUUAAUCAAGUUGCUUUUUUGUUCAUUGCUUAUUUAUUUAUUCUUAAAAAGGGUGUUUCUGGUUUCUCCCGUCAGUUUCAAUUUAUAGUACUGUCGGAAACACCACGAAGCACUUGUAAUUAUUUAUUUAUAAUGUAUUGGAUAUUUAUUUUGAUACGUAACAAUUCUGUGCACUGUAAGUUUUUGUAUAUGUGUGUUUUUAUUGUAUAGAUAUUUAUUAUCGAUAGAUACAAUCAAAUAAUGUUCUAAUAGGACUGAAGUUGCAUGACAGACUUUGCAAUCGCACGCGGAAGAGCCUUCGGUAAAGUUCGAAUAAUAUUUUAGCUAAACUGUGAAGUAAACCGAUUUGCGGAGCUCUAAAAAUGCAAUCCAUUAAAUCAUGUACUGUGGAGGAAUGUCAGAGGCAGGGCUUUGUAGGUCUACUGAGAAAGUGUAGCUUAAAUUAAGUGAAAUAAAAUGGAAUAUGUUUAUCAAAGUGCUAUGUGUAUAGUGUAAAAUAACAUGAUUUCAUUUACUAAUUUUAAGCAGUGAUAACCAAACAUUUUUAGCUGUUUUACUUUAAUAAACAAUUGUGUAAUAAA
Puntigrus tetrazona (Sumatra barb) is the source of this 1654-nucleotide messenger RNA. It is a transcript of the gene hbegfb, whose product is annotated as heparin-binding EGF-like growth factor b. Gene Ontology annotation, biological process: positive regulation of cell population proliferation; positive regulation of mitotic nuclear division; epidermal growth factor receptor signaling pathway. Bases 129 to 791 code for a protein of 220 amino acids. Lineage: Eukaryota; Metazoa; Chordata; Actinopteri; Cypriniformes; Cyprinidae. The transcript is spliced from 6 exons. The record is from RefSeq and is a predicted model, not a curated record.